This is a messenger RNA of Pygocentrus nattereri (red-bellied piranha), 4755 nucleotides long. It is a transcript of the gene tmem131l, whose product is annotated as transmembrane 131 like. Bases 24 to 4583 code for a protein of 1519 amino acids. The transcript is spliced from 34 exons. Gene Ontology annotation, cellular component: membrane. Lineage: Eukaryota; Metazoa; Chordata; Actinopteri; Characiformes; Serrasalmidae. The record is from RefSeq and is a predicted model, not a curated record.
CGCACCGAGCAGGACGCGCCAGCAUGGCGACCCAAAGGGACUUGAGUCAAAUCGGCCACUGCCACAGAAAAACGUGGAUUAAUAUAUUUCUGGGGAUCCUACAACUAUUCCUGCCUUUCAUACAGCGCGGAGGAGCCCAGUUUCAAGCUCUGACCGAAAUGUCCAGCGUGGUCGAAGUGUGGCAGGCAGAAGAGGCGGAUUUCUUAGCGCCAUCGCAGGCCGUAGAGGAGCAGAGCACUGAGAGUCUUCCCCAGGAGGACAGUUCCUCGUUUUACGUGAGGGACAGUGGGAGACCCCUCCACUUCCAGCCGUCUGUGCUGGACUUUGGGACACAGCCCGUUGGACUCCCACGAGCUGAAACUGUCCACAUUCACAACCCCAGCUCAGAGCUGCCCGUCACCCUGCAGUCCAUCUACACAUCCAGCUCUUACUUUCACAUGCCUUCCUUCCAUAGACGAGUGAUUCCACCCAGAGGGAAGACAUCUUUUAAACUCAUUUUCCUCCCAACAGAAGAGGGCAAUGUAGAAAACUCUUUAUUUAUUAAUACCUCAACCCACGGGGUCAUAACAUACCAGGUAUUUGGUGUUGGAGUCAGUGGUGACUCUGUAAAAGACGUACAGAAGAAAGACAGUGUGUUAAUAUUCCCCCACAUUCAGAGCAUUAAGCUGACACAAACUCAGGAAGAUGCUUCAAAUAUCACCAUCCUGGGACUGCUCUUGGACUGCAGUCUUCCUAAAGCUCUCUACAGUCACCCUCAGAGCUUCUGUUUCGGAGCUGAGGAGGAGGGGCGUUUGUCUCUUCAGAUCAAUCUGUCUGAGCAAGGAGAGAGGCCAGCUCAUUUGGACAAACUUAAGCCCUACGUGCUGGAAAACAUCAUGGUGCUGCUAGUCCUUCCGCCGCCAGGUGGCGAAACUCCAGAUCCAAGAAUAGGAGUGUACAUGCUGAACUCAGGGGUUAAACAGCUGUCUGUAAAGGAAAUCCAGAUACUAUCAAGAUCUGAGAGCUCUGUAGAGAUUAGUCAGGGGCCUCUGAAAGCUUCAUCAAGUAACCUCACUCAGGUGGCAGCGCUGUCUUGUAGACGACCUUUGUCAUCUCAAAGUAAAAAAUGCUCAAGUCAGAUCAGCAUGCAGAUUUUGGCAAAUAGCACAGUGAACAUAUUUCCCUGGCUGGAAACCACUGACAGGAAAUGUGACUCUGCAGCAUGGUUUCAGUUCAGACAGAUACAGAGAGGAGCCAAUUUUGUGGAUUUGUGGGUGGUCAAUCCUCUCCCUCUGACCUUUAGCAUCUCCAACAUUUCCCUCACUCAGUCCACACAUGCACUCUUUAAGGUGGUCAAUCUCACUAAGACGGUGGGUGUGGCUUCUGGCUGCUGGAAGCUGCUGACGCUCCACCUCCAAAACAGAACGCUGCCAGUCAACCUCAUCACUGUAGUAACGCUCCACACUAGCCUGGGCUUCACUCUGGAGCUACCCGUUCACAUUUUCUCCACGGGGUCAAAGCGUGGUGAUAUAGUUUUCGAGGCUGGUGGUGAGUGUGAAAGGCCAUGUCCUCUCCGUCUCUCUAAAGCAGGGCGUUUAGAAUGGCAGCAGUCUCUCCUUCCAGAAUCCUCCUCUGCUCUGUGGCGGACGGACAGCAGUCUGGCCUCGGCUCUCUGCAGCCGCUGGCACUGCAGUAAGGAGCUCUACUGCAGAUGGCCCAGACUCCCUGCAGAUCACUCUACCUUUCUAGACUUUGGUGCUACACCGGUCAACGAGAGCAAGAUUAAAAACUUCACUUUGAAGAACCCCACUGGUUCUGUGGUUUCUGUGGAGAUCAGAACCCUCUCUUCAUAUCCAGCUCCUCUGGAAGCUUUAGACCUGCUCACCAAAUGGUUUAACAUUAGUCCACUGUCAGUGAACAUCACUACAACAGAGUUUUCUCUCUUUGCUGCUGACCAUAAGUGUGAGGAGAGCUGUAGAGGAAGCAACAGUGUGCAGAGAGUGGUGUUGCAGCCAUGGGAGUCCAAAACUGUGUCUGUGGCAUACAUCCCCACCGAGCAUAAACCUGUCACCUCCCUGCUCCUCAUCAGGAAUAACCUGACGGUGUUUGACCUGGUGUUGGUGAAGGGCUUUGGAGCGAAGGAGCUCCUGCGUGUUGGGGGUAAAUUACCUGGCCCUGGAGCAUCUCUCCGCUUUAAUGUCCCCCAGUCUACCCUCAUGGAGUGCAGAGACGGUUUACGGAGUAACACCAAUAAGCCCCUGUUUGCCAUUCAGAAGAGCUUUAAGGUGGAGAACGCUGGAGAGCUGCCACUGACGGUCAUGUCUAUGAACAUCAAUGGCUAUAAGUGCCAGGGCUUUGGCUUUGAGGUGCUACAGUGCAGGUCCUUCAGCGUGGACUACAACUCCUCCUCUGAAAUUACCAUUGCGUUUACUCCAGAUUUUACCUCCUCGUGGGUGAUUAGAGAUUUGACACUGGUCACUGCACGUGGUUCUGCAUUCCCAUUCACUCUAAAUGUCACUCUGCCUCACCACAUGCUGCCACUCUGCGCACAGGUGGUCCCCGGACCCAGCUGGGAAGAAUCCUUCUGGGUCAUCACCCUCGUCUUCACAUGUUUCUCUCUGGCUGGAGUAUGUCUCAUGGCAUUCCACCAGGCUCAGUACAUCCUGCGCGAGUUUUCCACCCCAACGCCACGCAGCAAUCACAACUCCACACCUCGAGAGAACGGCUCGGUCAGCCACAGCACCUCAAACAGUGUCAGCCGAGGCAAAGGCAGCUGCAAGAACUAUUCUGACACAAGCCACACCUCUGAUAAAGGAAAGGGCCGUGGCUCCACAGCGGUAGCCAAUGGGACAGUUCGUUCACAGUCGUCCUCCAAGAAGGGUUCUGGAGGCUCCUCCCAGCCCCAGAAGAAACAAACACACAAAGUCUCAUUCCUGUACAGCAGAUACAAGAGCAGCUCUAGUGCAGCUAGUGCAGUCGCUAACAGCUCCAACCCUCUAACAGAUGAAGAGAGAGAGGAGCCCGUGUUCGAGCAGGACCCUGACAUCUGUAACAACAACAAUAACAACAAUGAAGAUGUUCUGGAUGAAUCUCUCCUCCAUAUGGAGAGGAAAGAGUGUUAUGAAGAGGUUAAAGUGUUGCAAGGUGAUAUGUUUCCUAUGGAAAUACUUCCUGUAUUCCCUGAAAGCAUCAUAGCCAAUCAAGUGCCUCAGCUGGUGGAUGGAGAGAUGGAAAACAGAUGCAACAGAAAGAGGGAUGAGGAAAAAAGGGAAAACGCAGAGGCUGAGCGAGAGAUUGAAAGCACUCAGAAGAAGCGCGUGGAGAAGGACUCUGAGCUUGGAUCCACCUUCAGCACCAAAGCAAAGAAAAACUCAGGCAAGAGCCGCAGGAGGACUGCAGAGACCGCGCCUGGACUCCCAGAGAACAGUGUUGUCAUGGUAACGGAGAGCGAAAGAGAUGCGGAGGGCAGAGAAGCUCGAAACGCAGCCAAAACCCGAAACCACUCAGUUAACAUGAAGCUGGAAAUUCCUAAAGCAGCAGUCACAGCGGACAGCAGUCUCAAACAGAAUGGUGUGUGUGCAGGGCGUGUGCGGCGGAAGGUUCCAGAGCGACGGCAGUGGGAGUCAGGCUCAGACUCAGGCAGCUCGACAGGCAGCGUUAGGGCCAGCCGGGGUUCUUGGGGUAGCUGGAGCAGUGCCAGCAGCAUGGAGGGAGAAAAAGACCCCAACAGAGCCCACUGCAACAGCAACAACAGCCGCAAGAGAGAGCCUGCGCAGUACAAUAUGUAUUCAACUGAAAGAGAAUGCUACCCUCCAACCAACUGCACCUUCAAAGCCCAAAGCAUGAACAGUCUUUAUGUGAAGGACACGUGCCAAAGCCCAGAAACUCCCGCUCACUCUCAGACCCCCAGCUUUACUGAUGUGGCCGCAGGGGUGGACUGGACCCCCGACUGCAGCAGUGCAUAUAUUCCAGAUGAAACAUGGUCUGCUCCCUCAGUUCCACUGACUAAUGGUUUUAGGUACAGCAUGCCUGACCCAAUCAGCUUAGUGUCCCAAAGCUCCACUCCCAGCCCCUACAGUGGAAGUUUCCCCUGGAAUAACUCCAGCCAAUGCAACAACCUCUAUACCUACAGCCAUCAGAAUAACUACAUGUUACCAGGAAACGGCAAUUACCAAAACAGCUUCCCUUCCACAGAAACCCAGACGAUGGCUCACGGUCAGCAGGCCAGCUGGAGUGAGGAUGGAGUCCAGGAGGUUGCUUCUUCCUGGGAUAUGACCAGCUGUGUGGGUAGCAAGCCCUUUUUCUCAGGCACCCGUAGUCUCUCUCCCAUCUCCUCCAGUCUGUUCGGUUCUAUCUGGACUCCGCAGAGCGAGCCAUAUCAGAGUCAUUUCCAGCCCGACCGCUCAGCCCCUGUCUCCCCACACUCACCGCACACCCCUCACACGCCCUUCAGCCGUGAGCCAGGACCCCCUUGCCCCCCCAAACAUUACUCCAGCUUCAACCCCUUCGGCCCCCACAUGAACCUCGACAUCUGGAACUCAUCCAGCAACCGCAGCUCCAAUUCGCAGCUGUCAAACGACUCGGGCUACUGCGGAGACGCCUGAACAGCCGCACAGAGCUUCACCUCCCGCACGAGGAAAAUAAAAUACGAAAGGAAUGUGGUUUUAUUGAGAAUGGAGAAAAAAAUGUGAAUAUUCUUAUGUUCUUUUAGGUUUCAUUUUUCCCCUCCAAAAAAAAAAACACAAUGCAAAAUCUUCAUUGUUGUGCAAAAGUUAA